Funneliformis caledonium is the source of this 1860-nucleotide messenger RNA. The record is from the annotation of a GenBank genome assembly. Lineage: Eukaryota; Fungi; Glomeromycota; Glomeromycetes; Glomerales; Glomeraceae.
AUGAAACGAUUGAAAUCAUUUAUUAUCGCGGGAAUAGUGUGUCUCGUGGCAGUUUUAUUCAUAAUACCAGUAGAAUCUUACACAACAUUUGUACAUGAAGAAUCAAUAUCAUAUCCUUCACCACCUCGAGUAUGGAGUAGUAUAGUGUAUGAAGACGGAACCGCAGUUUUUCGCAUAAUUCGUAGAGAUACCAGCGUCAAACUGCCAGAUAGGACUUGCCUAGUACAAAAAUUAAUGUUGCGUAUCCUUUAUCCUAACGGCACGUUAACCGAAUUGGACAUGGAAUUAAACAUUCCUCCUCUGAAUUAUUGUAUUGUCGCCGCAAAACCAGACAAUUUUGAUCCAAUAAAUAUCAGUGCAUUAAAACCCGGUUAUUUGCUACUACGAUAUUAUAACGCUACCGAUCCGUCAAAACCCGAGACUUGGGAAGAAUGGGGAAUGGUCAUUGAUUGGCAAGGACAAACUUAUGAGCCAAAGUUUUUGGGAUUAUCUUUUAUAGAUGCAAAUACCGGAACUGUGGUUCCAGGUUUAAGCGCUGUCACAGUAAACAUUAACCGAGCAAAAGGAUUUUUACGUUUGGCCGCGUUAAGAGAGACUACUGAUUGUGAAUGGCAGCAAUAUUCAAUAGGAGAGAAUAAAGAGCUCAUCCAAUUAUCCGGAGGAGUUAUCAAACUUCCAAUUUUCAAAAGUGCGCAAUUCGCGACAAUCGCUACCGUUGAUGAGGGUUACGCUAUCGUAUUUGCCAAUUCAUCCGAUACUGUUAAUAACGCUGACCCUUUAUUACCUCGAGGUGGACUGUUCGCUCUUUCAUUAGCAUAUGGACAAAAAUCAAUCAAUUCCCCAUCCCUCUUAUAUCAAGUUCCAUUGGCCAACUUAUUAUUUACUGCGCUCAAGUGCGAUAUCGCGUUUGUCGGUGUCGGUCAUGUGUGCACAUUAACCGUUCAACAAAAUCUUGGUGACGCAACCAACCCAACCAAGUCUGAUUUAUAUUAUUUAAAAAUUACUUUCCUGUCCUCCGGAUCUGUCACGAGCUUUACAUCAAUAUCUCGUGCAUUACCAACCAAUAUCAAUGUAAAAGUAACGGAGUGGGUAGUAUCUUCUUUACCGUACGGGGGAUAUGUUUUAGUUUCCCACUUAAAAACUCAACCAACUGGUUUGGUCAUGUAUGCUUACGUCUUUGAUGAAGAUGAAACGAAUGGAAUCCCUUGGGAAUUAGAUGAGCCCUCCGUCACUAAUGUCGCGGGAACUUACAAAAUUUUACCUAAUAAUACGUUAUACUUUGCUCAACAAGAACCUAGCGAAGUAAGGUUUGCAGGUUCCACAUCAGGAGUGUUACGUUUAACGGUCGAUGGAACAACUUAUUUCGAUCAACUUAGUGCGGAAGGGCAGGCCCAAUUCUUUAAUAAUCUAGUGAAUGAAAUCUCCACAAUGUUAACAAUACCUCCUUCACGUUUGAAAUCCAGCGGUCGAUUCCAAGUAGAUAUUACCAUUUCACCGGAAAAACAAUAUUUAAUAUCGUUGGACAUUAUUCAAACAAAGGAUAAAAGUGAAAAGAGUGUUGAAUCAAUUAUUAAAGAUUUAGAUACAAUGAUCUUAAAUAAAGAAGUAUCACCAAUUUCAUUGGGCAAAACAACUCAUUAUUUAGAUGCUACUUAUGGGUUACGAACAACGCAAGAACUUGAAUUGAAAGGGAAAGAUGAAGGUUUUGGUGGACUUGACCCAUUUCCCAAACCCUCUGUAGGUAAAAUCAAUGACGAUGAACAUAAAAUCGACAUAAAAGAUGAUCAAUUAGAUGUUAAAGCAGCAAAAAAUCUUGAGAAAAAGAAUUCAAAAUCUAGUUUUCAAGAAAUGAUAAAUUAA